AUGCUGAUCACUGACCAUCAUAAGACCUCUUUCGAUCAUACCGAGAGUCAUGAAGAGUCGGGCGACAACACAAACAUCAAGGCCGCAUCAGUGUCAUCGGAAGCGUCUACAUCUGACCGCCAGCUCGAGACCGCUGCCACAUCAGCGUCGCCCGAAGCCAUUCCACCAGGCGAUUCCGAUCUUCAGGUUUUCAAGGUAGAGAUCCCGUCACGCGACGAAGGAGAGCACGAGGAGAUCUUUGAGAUGGAUGAGGAUGUGAUCGGUCCAGGUCCAGUUCCAGUCAACACUAAUAAUGCUGAGGAUAUCGAUGAGGACGACAUCGACGCAUAUAUUGCUGAAGAGAAUGAAAAUCGUGUGGGCCAGCAAGAGAAUACGAUUAUGAGGCUUGAGCAACAGAUCGUACUACUUUGCCAGCAAAGGGAUGAACUGCGAAAGGUCUUGGACAUGGCUAUGCUAGAAGCCACCGGAACGCCCCGCACUUUGAUGAGUCGCGAGAACCAGCCUUUAGUCGGUCUUCUUACCCGUGCGUUGCAAUUGCUUGACGAGAAUGACGAGAUUGAAGGAUAG
Fusarium coffeatum is the source of this 567-nucleotide messenger RNA. RefSeq lists its product as uncharacterized. The transcript has a single exon. The record is from RefSeq and is a predicted model, not a curated record. NCBI's taxonomy places the organism in Eukaryota, Fungi, Ascomycota, Sordariomycetes, Hypocreales, Nectriaceae. Bases 1 to 567 code for a protein of 188 amino acids.